This is a messenger RNA of Lichtheimia ornata, 2142 nucleotides long. RefSeq lists its product as uncharacterized. NCBI's taxonomy places the organism in Eukaryota, Fungi, Mucoromycota, Mucoromycetes, Mucorales, Lichtheimiaceae. The record is from RefSeq and is a predicted model, not a curated record. Gene Ontology annotation, cellular component: plasma membrane. Gene Ontology annotation, biological process: actin filament organization; cell motility. The transcript is spliced from 7 exons. The coding region runs from base 1 to 2142 and encodes 713 amino acids.
AUGUCUCUUCCACGCAGCUCACACGACUUUGAUGCUGCACCCUCGCCUAUUGAAGCCGAGCAGCUUGUGAAGCGCAUGUCGACGAAUGGCAGCCUUAACGAGACCAGUGCAAAGGACGACAAGGUGCUCAAGAUCGCGACCUUUUCACUUCAAAAGUAUCUCAAGGAACCUGAUUUUGCUGCCGAGUUUCUUGAACGAGGAGGAUUGGAAUCCCUUUGCGACAUUAUCAACAAAGUCAGUGGCAACACUCUCGCUUAUGCUCUCAACUCAUUUACGUCGCUCAUGGAUCACGAUGCAAGCUGGAAGUCAUUGACACCCGAAUUUGUCGAAACGGUUGCGCACAUUGUUGCUUCAGAGACCUUGGUUACCAUUUGUCGACCGGCUACUGCGAUCCUCAUCAAGGUCGUAUGUGCUGAGCGUAUGAUGCCUUUUACACCACCUUCAGCUUCUUCCACUGCCACUGCCCAGAAUGAAGCUGUCAUGGGAUAUCCAGCUAUCCAUCGUGUAUUACAACAAGAGCCUGAUCUAUUAUCAUUGUUGAUCCAACGUCUUCAAAGUCCAGAUUACGUCUUGUGUCUCAACAGCUUGACGCUCCUCACAUCCAUGCUCAAGUAUGUCACCGAUGAUCAUCGCAGUGAAUUAUUGGAAGAAAUUGAUAAUAGUAAUGCACGUAAAAGUGUAUUGCGUAUCAUGGAUAAUCACCCACCUGAAGAACUCAAGGAACAAGUAUUAGAGUUUCAAUCAGCGCUGAUUCACAAUGCGGAUCGCCGUCGUAAGACCCAGAUUUCUAUCUAUAACCCGCGGCAUGCGAAAAUGCUCAACAACAUUUGGGAGGCUGCCAAUGUCCAAGAUAUCCCUAUCCCAGGUGCAAAGAAAUGGCGUAAACUUGGUUUCUCGUCAGAGGUCCCCCACCGAGAAUUUGGCAGAGCUGGUGUAUUUGGUUUGGAACGUAUGCAUGCAUUUGUUAUGCAGCACAAGGAUCUCUUUGCCAAGAUGAUUCUUGAACAAAUUCAUCGCCCUGAUGGUCGUCGAUGCCAGUUCGCCAAAGUCAGCAUUGAAGUCACUGAUCUCUUAUGCAGCUAUUGGAAUGUUAGCACUGGAUAUACGGCUGCUACAUUUGAGCCAUUGCUUUUUCACUUUGAACACGUUCACGCUACCACCUUGCAAUUAUUCUUUCGACUAUUUCAAGAUAUGGAGGCGACCACGACCGAUUUUCCAAAGGUGUCAGCAUUAGUACGAAGUCAAUUACGUGCGACAUUGAAAAGUGAUGGUGUCAAGGAUAUAUUUGAAUUCGACCGGAUCAUGUUGAAUACGCCCUACACUGUAAUUCGAGAUCGACGGCUUAAAGAGCUUGAAUGGGCUGAUGAUCUUUUGGGAAGAGAAGCAAUAAGGAAUCUCCGGGGUCGCUUAAAUCGACAAUCGUAUGACUUUGUCAAACGUCAGCGUAUCAGUUGUCUCUUACAAGGUGCAUGGUUUCCAUGUCCACAAACCAAUCAACGUAUGGUUGCAGCUUUUACGAAUGGUGCUGGAUCUACCGGUGUGGGUGGUGCCAAUGGUAUCAGUGGUGCAGGUGGAAGUGGUAACAGCAGCGGCAGCAGCGGCACGAAUGCUCCUGGAAGCGGCACUGGAGUUAGCAGCAGCUCAUUAUCAGUUCCUAGACGAUGGCGAUAUUACAAGCUCAGCCCAUCCAAAAAGACAUUACAAUAUGGGGAUUUCAAUGAAAAGUUCCCUCCUGUCAUCAAAUCCUUUGACAAGUUGACCAACAAAGUCGACCUAACCCAUGCCUCAGAAGUCAAGCCUUAUCGUCGCAAAGUAUCCAAUGUUGCAUCAUUAUCCACAUUAUCCGAUUCGACCACCACUCUUUCGUUUGCAUUGUUUUCAGAGGACCAUGUCCCAUUGGCGGAAUUUAUUUGUACAUCAUCAGCACAAGCUUCCGAAUGGAAAGAUGGAUUCAGCAUGCUGCUCGAUAAGGGUAUCACAAGCAAGGACACAGCAGAGUAUUUACACUCGUUGACAGAAAUUGGUGUCAAAGUAAAGCUGUUGCAGAUUGCUGGUGAUCGUAUUGAAGUUCCCCAUGGUCAACUAGAGCCUCCACCUGUACCAGCAGGUCUUGGAACUGGAUUCUUUUAUGCAAACGGCUAA